Messenger RNA from Condylura cristata (star-nosed mole), 1570 nucleotides. It is a transcript of the gene ZNF365, whose product is annotated as zinc finger protein 365. The transcript is spliced from 6 exons. Bases 304 to 1527 code for a protein of 407 amino acids. Gene Ontology annotation, cellular component: centriolar satellite. Lineage: Eukaryota; Metazoa; Chordata; Mammalia; Eulipotyphla; Talpidae. Gene Ontology annotation, biological process: regulation of DNA strand resection involved in replication fork processing; regulation of neuron projection development; telomere maintenance. The record is from RefSeq and is a predicted model, not a curated record.
UGUGCCUGACCUCUGGGCAGAGCCAGGGGGUGUCACCCGCCCGAGUGGUAGCCCCCGGGGCCGCGGCACUCCAACGGGGGUCCCCCCUCCACAGCCACGUGCGCCGCCCCCGCUGGCCCGCGCCACGCUCCGCCCUGGACGCCGCUCGUCCCGGCGCCGGGGUGCGCGGGAGGUGGGAGCGGGCCGGGCUCUGCCUGAUUUACGGCUCUGCUGAAAACCGCUUCGCUCCCGCAGCAGCAGCACCGGCCGCGGCGGCAGCAGCAGCAGCUGCAGCUGCAGCAACAAGUCCGGACUUUUAGAGUAAUGCAACAGAAGGCUUUUGAGGAAAACAGAUACCCCUGGCAGGAGUCCUUGGAGAAUGUUGCUGUGUGCCUGCCAUUUCGCUGCCCGAGGUGUGGAGACCAUACCAGGUUUAGAAGCCUGUCUUCAUUGAGGGCCCAUCUGGAAUUCAGUCACAGCUACCAGGAAAGAACCCUUUUGACAAAAUGCAGCCUCUUCCCAUCCCUCAGAGACACAGACUUAGUCACCUCCUCAGAACCCCUGAAACAGGGAAAAUUGCAGAGCAGUGGCAACGUGGUGAAGCAGAAACCGAGCUAUGUUAACUUGUAUAGCAUUUCGAACGAACACUCCAAAGACAGGAAGCCAUUCGAGGUGGUGGCAGAGAGACCUGUGUCCUACGUGCAGACCUAUACUGCGGUGGGCGUACACGCAGACUCCCUGGAUGGGCUGCGCUCCAGUCCCGGGCUUCCUACCUCAGACACCAAAGCUUCCUUUGAGGCACAUGUCAGAGAAAAAUUCAAUCGGAUGGUUGAGGCCGUGGACAGGACCAUUGAGAAGAGAAUUGAUAAACUUACCAAAGAGUUGGCCCAGAAAACUGCCGAGCUGUUGGAAGUUCGGGCAGCUUUUGUGCAGCUGACUCAGAAAAAGCAGGAGGUUCAGAAGCGAGAGCGGGCCCUGAAUAGACAAAUGGAUGUGGCCGUGGAGAUGAUUGCUGCACUAAGGCAGCGCCUGACAGAAUCUGAGGAGGAGCUUCUCAGAAAAGAAGAUGAGGUUGUGACAUUCAACCAUUUCCUGGAAGCAGCUGCUGAGAAGGAGGUUCAAGGGAAAGCUCGGCUCCACGACUUUAUUGAGAAUCUGUUGCAACGGGUGGAGCUGGCCGAGAAGCAGUUAGAGUACUAUCAGAUCCAGCAGGAUGCUGACCUCUGCCGGGACAUCAGUGAGCACGUGCUUGCAGAUAUCUCCUCAAAUAGGAAACCCAAAUGCCUAAGCCGAGGGCACCCACAUUCUGGGUAUAGCCACCCUGAUCUGAAGACCCAUUUUCAUCCAAAGGGAAGAAGCCACAUGAAAAAAGCCAAGGAUGACAGAACCAACAUGCAGCCUGCAAAAUCCAUUUAUGAACAGGCUGAGUCCCCCAGAGAACUCUGCAGAGCGCCGAAGAAAGGGGAACCUCUGGGAUUUAGUCGGAAAGGCAAUAUCAGGCCCAAAAUGGCCAAGAAAAAGCCAACGGCAAUUGUCCACAUCAUCUGAAAGGAACUGGGGUGCAGGCCAGAACCUCAGGGGCAAUGAGAGG